CGAGAGAUACUUUAGAAAUCGGCGAAGAUGUCACUGAAAACACUACCCCUGCUUUUCAUCAAUCUUGGUGGAGAGAUGAUGUAUAUAUUAGAUCAAAGACUGCGCGCUCAGAACAUCCCAAGUGAAAAAGCAAAGAAAGUGCUGAACGACAUCGUACAGACAAUGUUCAACAAGCGCUUCAUGGAGGAGCUGUUCAAGGCACAGACGUUGUACUCCAAGAAGGCCAUGAGGACGGUGUUCGACAGACUGGCUCAUGCUUCCAUCAUGAGGCUCAAUGCCGCCAGCAUGGACAAGCUGUAUGACCUGAUGACAAUGGCCUUCAAGUACCAAAUCUCCCUGUGUCUCCGUCCCAAGGAAAUCCUACUCAUCACCUUCAACCACAUGGACGCUGUCCGCAACUACGUGGAUGGAGAUGCCAAUGUCCGACAGCAGGUGGAGCAUGUAUACAGAAUGCUGAUUGAGACCUAUGCACCAAUGUCUGCUGGAGAGUUUCACCUGGUGAGACAGACACUCCUCAAUUUCUUCCAAGACAUGCACAUAAGGGUUUCUAUAUUUCUCAAAGACAAAGUACAGAGUAACAAUGGACGCUUUGUGCUGCCGACAUCUGGACAACUCCCCUGGGGCACAGAGGUGCCCGGCACUAUACGAUCCUUCAGUGAAGACGGCAAGGAGAGCAGCAGCUCCUUCCCCUGCAACAGCUACUCCGUGGCCGUAAAGGAGGGGUCAUAUGACAUCAAAGGGGACAGGGUCACUAAGCUGGGCUGCAACAUGUACUCUGUGGCCAGGCCAGUGGAGUUGACCAGUAGUUCUGCACACAGUGGCUCCACAGUGUCCGAUAUUGACUCGGCCACCCCGAACCCACUUGCAAAGGCUCACCUGGACCUUCUGUCACAACUCAUUGGCACCAAUGUCACGAAAAAAUCUGAAUUCCGUCUGAAUCUGUUCCACACAGAUGAAGAGGAGGAACAAGCAGCAGCAAUACGACCAAUAGAGACGGCAGAAUCCAAGGUGGUUAAGAUAGAUGCAUCUAAGAAACAAAAGAAUGCACAACUCAGUAAGAUCAUGGGCGAGUUGACAGUGGAGGGAGGCUCCUCCGACCAAGGCGAUGACCUGCUGGACCUUAUGGACAGCUAAUGACGGCACGGUGUAGAUGUGAUAUUGACGAAGUGGAGAGAGGAUAUCUCAGGGCACUCAGCAUUGUGUGCAUGCAGCAAGACUGAAAGUAGACAAUUAAACAUCUUGGGUUUUUACUCCCAUCAGUGUAUGGUGCCAAUUGAAGCUAAGGUCUGAGUUUUGUAUUCUCUUGAGUCCGUCCAUGACAACAUGGGUAUAGUUUUAAUGGAUGUUUGGCACAUCAUAUCAAAAAUCAAUCACAUCAGAUUGAAAAUCAUUAUGUACGAUGUAAGGAUAUUGGAAAUUUUGUCUGUAGAUGUUUCACCUGGAAACUGAAGAUCAAUCUGAUUACUUGUAAUGCAAGACUGAAGUAUAUGAUCAAACUUGGAAUUGAUUUGUUGAUCUGUUCAAAGUAUAAAUGUUGAUAGAAUAGACGUGGAAAAGGCAUAAACUUUGAUCAUGUUGAUGGGGAAAAUUCUUUUAUUAUUGAUUUUCACAUAAUGCUACUCAAUUUUUGUUUAAGAAAAUCAACAUCUCAAACAAGUAAGAAGAAUCUAUGUUAGUACAGAUUAAAUAGUGCAUGAUGAGUUUUCACUGUGAAAGAAUGGUAUUAAUUUGUACUAAGCUGUUUGUAUAUUUUAUGUCUAGACUUUCAGAAUCUUGCCAUAAAUUGUUGAUGUUAUAAACUGGGGCGCAAACCUAUUAAUAAUAAGAUAAACAUGUUAUCUGACAAAUUUAGACAAGUGUUGUUUUUUAUUAUGUAAUUUGUUAAUGAUUGAUCUUCUUGGUCUAACUCCCAAACUUGGCAGACUUAAAGGUGUUGUUGGACUCGAAUGAAGAAACUUACAGCUUGCUUACUUCGUCUUUUUAUCAUGAAACAUUUCGUUGUAAUAACUGUAGUACAUUAAUAAUCUUUGCAGAAUAGAUUCAAGUACUGUAAGUAUAAUAUUAGUUUUCUUUUCAUCUUCAGUAAAUAUGACGUCUGGUAGUAUUAUGUUUGGUAUAUGUUGAACAUAUGAUUGGAGGAAUGACUGUCAUAGCAAUUCUGUCCACUUGUACACAAGAUUCACUUUAGUUAUGCUUUAAGAUCUCCACAAUAAGUUCUUCUUUCUAACAUAGGAGUGUUUCUCCCUUUGGGUGAUGACCACAGUUUCAUGAAUCACAUGUCAAGGAUGAUCAUGCCCAGUCUAGUGUAUGCAUUUCUGUCAGACAGUUGAACAUUAUACCACUACUUAUAUUGACAGACUUCUGUAAGACCACAUGUCUGGCUAAUCUAUAUUACCAGUGCUGUAACCAUUUUGACAAUGGUACAAAUGCACUGAAAAUUCAAUUCACCUUGAUUAUUACGAUUCUCAUCGUUUUGUUGAUACAUUAUGAUACAGCUGAAAUACUGAACAAAGCAGAUUUAACCCCCAACUCACUCACUCACUGUGAAAAGGUAUCAAAUAACAGUUACUAUAGUCUGGUCAAUUGCCCUGUCAAUCAGCUGGAACACUUGCACAGCUCUGGAGUUGCCGUCAUCACUGGUUAUGUGUGGUUUCAGCUUGCAUGAAAUGUUUGCUGUAGUUGUGUUUAAUUGCCUUACAAAUGAGAGGUUGUGUUUGUGCCUUGAGUAUAAAGUUGAUGACAUAUAGAAUAUAGUUGCUCUUGGAAUAGUGGAAUCUUUUGUUGCACUUUAUUUGUAGUUUCUGCAUCCCUCGUAACAAUCUUACCCCUUUGGCUGUCACACCAAACAGUUGAUCUUCUCAUUAUCUUCAACCACAUUAGACUAAUGAUAAAAUGCAAGAUAUUAUAAGUUGUAGCAGGAUCACGAGGGGUACAUGGAGUUUUAUUCGUCCAUGAAACUCCAUGUACCCCUUGUGAUCCUGCUACAAUGAAUUUAUCUUAUCGACAUGGUUUAAUAUGACAUGGUAAAAGAAUUCGAACAAAUUUAAAAUUGAUAGAAAACAGCUGUUUAAUUGAGCUGAGAUAAGCUUGCGCCAUGUCACGUGACUUCCAUUAACUCAGAGAAAGCAUCAGCAUCAGAAAGAAGCAUUGAUUCAUUGUCAUAAAUGCACAGGCACUUGGAAGUUGUCGAUGGGGGAUACUUAUUUAAACCAUACACAAUGGGUUUGUUUUUCAGAGAUCAAGCGGAAGUGAACAUACUUUGUUCAAACAUCAAAGAAACUUAUAUGAUAUGAGCAGGCUGCUUCAUACGCUGAAUAUCAUAUGCAUACCAUGUUUAUUUUGCAAAAUGAAUAGUGGUACAGUUCAGAUUAAGAUAUCGGUGCAUUCAAUGUUUAUAAGAUGAAAAUAAUUAUGAGUCUGACUAGAGCAAGCAUUUUCAUGUGAAUUUCUUCAUGUGUUAUAAAUGAUGUUAUAAUGGCACAGAAAAUACUGAUGUGAUAUGUUCACACAUCUAUCACUGAGGAGGGAGUACUUCUCACAAGAAAGAGUCCAGCAUAUUACUCCUGAUGAAUAAUGACUGGAAAAGUGUGUGUGUUAGUAGUGACAAAGCCGUCCAGUUAACAUCUGUCAGUUUGUCUUGUUAUACAUUUAGACAUCAGUGGAGCUUACAUCAUAUUUUUGUACCUUGUGCAUACUAUAUUGUUGAGAAGUACUUACUAGAGAAGAAUUGUGAUUAUUGUACAAAGAGCAAAUUGUACUUCAAUUGAGGGCGUUUAAUAUAUUUCUACAGUACAGGAUCGAGUUUUGUCGAUCUGUGUUCAAUAUGGACACGUAGGCAUUGUCGGACUCCAGCAGGACAUGUUUAACAGGUUACUUUAUAAACUGGGUGUAACAUUCUGUUAUGCACCUGGAUGAGGCUAUGAAAGUAUACAUAUAUUCUUUGUUCUAGGGCCCUACAGUAGCAAAAAAAUGCAUAUACAUUUUAAUUUCUACUUUUAGACAAGAAAGGGGUAAUAUUAACCUGAAAAGCACACACUUAAAACUUGAGCAGAACAUUAACUGCCUACCCAGAACCUUUCCCUGGGCAUUGCCCGAGAAACAAUUCAUUUCUAUUUAGCCUUAGAUUUAACAGAUAGACUGGAACUGGCUGUGAAAUAUCUGCAGACAUGUUUUGUCCAUGUCACACUUACCAUGUAGAAAACAGACCUGUGAGUGUUGGCUGAAGAUAGUGACCGUUUUGUUUGUGAAGUAUUAACAGUGAUAUGUCAUCUCAAGCACAUUGUGAAUAAACUGUGACUUACUG
Messenger RNA from Haliotis rufescens (red abalone), 4303 nucleotides. RefSeq names its product protein OSCP1-like. The transcript has 10 exons. The record is from RefSeq and is a predicted model, not a curated record. The coding region runs from base 28 to 1134 and encodes 368 amino acids. Gene Ontology annotation, biological process: transport. Gene Ontology annotation, cellular component: plasma membrane; cytoplasm. Lineage: Eukaryota; Metazoa; Mollusca; Gastropoda; Lepetellida; Haliotidae.